AUGGCCGACGCAGAGGAAAAGGCCCGCAAGGAGAAGAUUGCUGCGGCCAAGAAGCGAGUCGAGCAAAUGAAGAAAAAGAAGAAGGGUGCGCCAGCCAAACAGACGAAGGCAGAAUCGCCCGAGACCCCUGCUCCCGAACCUGUUGAGGAGAAGGUCGAAGACGCCCCUGCAGUCGAAGAGAAGCCCGCCGAAGAACCAGUCAAGGAGAAGACGGAGGAUAAGCCAACAAAGGCGCCUGCCACAGACGAGAAGAAGCCUCUUAAGAUCGAAACCAAAGACGAAGACGAUAGUGAUAGCGACAGCGACAGUGAGAGUGAAAGCGAUAGCGAUGAUGAGAACUCGCCUGCAGCUACCCCAUCCCUGGCACAGCAGUCAAAGCUGAGGUCAACGUCUUUCCGCGCCGGCUCUAAUCCUUCAGGAGGGGCAGCAUCUCCUUUCAGUCCCAACAGCGAAACUGCGCCGGAUAUCUACAGAAAGCACAUGGCUCGUAUUGAAGAGCUAGAGAAGGAAAAUAAGCGCUUGUCUAAAGAGGCUGCCGAUUCAGAGAAGAGGUGGCAGAAAGCCGAGAAUGAGUUGGCCGAUAUUCGUGAGGCCGAGGGCGAGGAACCCGUCAAGACCGGCCGCCACGAUGAUGGCCUUUGGGACAGCUUGAAGAGCCAGUUAGCCUCACUCGAACGCCAGAAUUCUCAGCUCCAACAACAGGUGUCGCGUGGGCCAGCUCAUGGCCAUCGCCAAUCCGUGUCAAUGGCUUCACCACCAGCGGAUUUUAAAGCUGAGCUGGAGGCCAAGACAGCAACCAUCGAGUCCAUGGAGAUUGAGAUUUCGAAACUCAGAGCACAGGCUGAGCGCCACGCCAGCGGAUCAACAUCGGAGAAGGAGCAGGUCACUGCUCUUGAGGACAAACUCGCCCGUGCUGAGGCUGCGGCAGGCAAGGCCCAGCGCGAGCUCCAGGACCUUAAGCGCAACCUCGAGAGGACAGCAGAGAAGGCAGUACGCGAGGGUAGCGAAAGAACGAGCGCCGAAACCAAGGUGAAGACGCUGGAGCAUGAACUUGAAGAAGUCAAGAGCGCGCGCGACGAGCUUGAGAAGAAGGUGGAAGCACUGGAUAAGAAAGCUACAACCCUUGCCACACUACACAAGGAGCAGGAUUCUCGUUUGCAGUCAGUUAAGAAGGAAAAGGAGAAGGCGGAACGUGAGGUCACCGAGUUACAGGCAAAGGUCGAGAAACUCGAAAGUGAAAACACGAAACUCAAGAGCCGCAAGUCUUUGGAAGGUGGUGGCGGAUUAGACGAUGAAGGUGUUGACGAGCUUGAGGAUGAGGAACGACAGAAGCUUGAGAGGAAGAUCCGCGCUCUUGAAAGCGAAGUUCACGAGCUUCGAAGUGGAGCAUGGAUCGAAAAGCGCCGUGAGUUGGAGGCGACCAGCCCAGGCUUCCAGGACGUAGACCUCUCUACUGGAAAUCCUUUGUCUCCAACUGGGCGACGGAAGUCUGCUGCCGGAGGCAUUGGCGACUUCUUCACAAGCGGUCUCAAUGCACUUGCUGGAGGUGGUGAUGACGAAUUUCUCGAAGAUGAUGAUAUGGACUUUGAUGAAGAUGCGUUCCGCAAGGCGCAAGAGGAAGAGUCCAAGAGAAGAAUCGAGCGUAUUAAAGAGAUCAAGCGAUCACUUAAGCAUUGGGAAGGCUGGAGGCUGGAUAUUGUUGACAUCAGGAGAGGAGGUAAUGAAGGUGCUGGUGAGAUCUUUGACGUCUAA
This is a messenger RNA of Fusarium coffeatum, 1752 nucleotides long. RefSeq lists its product as uncharacterized. The transcript is spliced from 3 exons. The record is from RefSeq and is a predicted model, not a curated record. NCBI's taxonomy places the organism in Eukaryota, Fungi, Ascomycota, Sordariomycetes, Hypocreales, Nectriaceae. The coding region runs from base 1 to 1752 and encodes 583 amino acids.